GGCAUUGACUAUACUGCGCUCGGCAAACAUGCAUCGCUGUACAAAAAUAUACCCGUACAUGAAAGCUAGUGUAGUUUGUAUUCUGCUAUCUAGACUUGUGGGCAUGGUGCCAAGGCACGAACCAUGUGAACCACAAAAAUCGUGGAAUCCCGACUAGUCUUUCUAUCCAGCUGUUCACCAAGCUACCAAAACCUCACUAUCGUCUGAUACUUGCUGAAACCUGGCGCAGCUCACUUCCUCCAAGAUCAUGAGCCUAGUUCGGAUUUGCCACAGCCGUCCCCCCUCAUGGCUGUGGUGGCUGGUAUUCUGUGCCUGUUUUCUACAGUCUACGUCACUGCCUGUUUCAAAUCAAAAUGAACCAAGUGAUGAAGACAAAAGAUGUUUUUCCACAUUUGGCUCCAAAUACGUAUAUGAGGAGGUACAGGGGGUGUGUGUCCCAUGCCGCACCUGCGAGUGUGGUUACAUUGCAACGAAUCCACACUGCGUGAAGUGCGUAGAUUUUGGAAUUCUGAACUGCCAGACCACUGCUCUGGUCACUAGUACUCCACAGCAGGAAAGAAAGGAAACCAGUCAAUCCCCACAGACAUCUAUGGAGACAACGAUUGAGCCAACAUCGACAGGGUCGACCACUGUCAUGGCAACAACACUGCCAACAACCACUGCCGAGACCAACGAGGGCAACUCAACCUGGGAGAUUGUAGUAGGAGUGAGCGUUGGAGGUACCAUUCUUGGGAUUGCAGUCCUGUAUGCAGUGUUGAAAUGUUGUCGCUGUAAAAAAGCACCCGGGGGUACACAAGAAACACAGCCCCCAGAGGAGACUCAUCCGAUGACAGGCCGCCCUCAGGAAUCAUCUGUCUAGGUUUGAUCAAAUCUGUCUCAACUGUACUAAGAUGAGGAAGACAGCGUGGGAUACCACCCAACUUUCUGCCAAAUUACGUACUGUAAAAAUAAGUUGACAGUUUUAACAAAGGGAUUAUGGUGGACAAAAUAUUGUGAAUAAAAUAAGAAAAGUUAAUGUUCCUUCAAUUCAUUGUGCAGCUGUGCGCCAAACAACUCAGUAAAUCAUUAGAAACAAAAUACCAAAAUAAAAAGCUUGCUUGGAUUUUACACAGUUUAUGCAUACCUGGAAGUUGACAUAAUUCUUUAUGAUGUUAACAGUUUUUGGUUCUUGGUAAAUGCCUGUCUUACUGAAGCAUGUACAUGUAGGUCUAGAAUUCAUGCGCAGUAGAUAUAGAUUGCGCAAUGUUCAUGUUUCUGUUACAAGUGUAGUAGGCUCUAAUAACACCUAGCCACUAUCACAGCAUUGUGCUUAAAAAGCACAGUGCAGCGAUAUAUGCCUACCUGAAGGUAAAAAGGAAUAAUGCUUGAAAUUAGGGUUGUCCUGAAUAUUUCGAAUAUUCGAUCAUCGACUGAAUAUUCGAAUAGCUUUUUGCCACUUAUUUAUGAAUAUUUG
Patiria miniata (bat star) is the source of this 1453-nucleotide messenger RNA. RefSeq lists its product as uncharacterized. Bases 248 to 859 code for a protein of 203 amino acids. The record is from RefSeq and is a predicted model, not a curated record. The transcript is spliced from 6 exons. NCBI's taxonomy places the organism in Eukaryota, Metazoa, Echinodermata, Asteroidea, Valvatida, Asterinidae.